Messenger RNA from Pseudogymnoascus verrucosus, 2566 nucleotides. RefSeq lists its product as uncharacterized. The coding region runs from base 189 to 2285 and encodes 698 amino acids. Gene Ontology annotation, molecular function: DNA binding; DNA-binding transcription factor activity, RNA polymerase II-specific; zinc ion binding. NCBI's taxonomy places the organism in Eukaryota, Fungi, Ascomycota, Leotiomycetes, Thelebolales, Thelebolaceae. Gene Ontology annotation, biological process: DNA-templated transcription; regulation of DNA-templated transcription. The transcript has 6 exons. The record is from RefSeq and is a predicted model, not a curated record.
CAUCUAUCUCGUCUCUCGGGCCAUGCCUCCAAAGCACACGUCGCAUGGAUUGCAUCCGAUAUGCAUCCGAUAUGCGGGGUAAACCGCACUAGAAGCGGGACGGAAAAUAGUUCCGGAACAAAGGUUACAGUUAGCACAGCUAGAAAUGAACUCUUCGAUUGCGCAAUCUUCGCGGCUACGACCUCUUAAUGCAGCAAGCUUCUGCCUCUGAGCCUAUAGUCCUAGAUUCAAUGAAUUCAAUGAACACCGCUAAUACAGAGAGAUUAAAUGCAAGGCCAUCAAAAUCUCCCUUUGAUGUGGCUCGGCCGAGGAAGCUAAGACGGGUUACAAGAGCAUGCGAUUUUUGCCACAGACGGAGCACCCGAUGUAAACAGAGUCAAGACGAUAGCCGAUGUCAAAACUGUCUAGAUUUUGAUAUUGCGUGUACCUUUGAGAGACCGGCGAGGAAGCGAGGAAGUAAGCGGCAAGGACAGGCGCAAGUGGACGAAGAUGGGUCUCCAUCCGGAGAACAUGCAAAUCUACUCCUACAGAUGAUGAACAGUCAGGUUCAUGAUGAUGAAGCGUACUCCCACGACGAAAGGAAUAAGAGAACUGCGGAGGCGUUGAUUACAUUUCCAUUAGCGACAGAGUACAGAGACAUGGUGUUAGACAACCCUGAUAUAAUUCAAGAUCUCGUCAGUGUCUACUUCGAGGUGGUUUAUCCAAUAUUUCCUUUCUUUCAUCGUCCAACUUUUCUCCAAAAGAUUACCAUGAGAAGGUACCUUUCUGAUCGAGGACUGUUCGCUGUUGUUAUGGCUAUUUGUGCUCUUGCAUCUGCUCGGGCUCGAGAUGGAGCACUUCUUCCAGGUCAAUGGGAGCCGUCCCAUUUCCGCCAUCCCUCUUCAGAGUCCUUCUACUCAGCUGCGCGAGAUGUCACUCCGCAUCUCAAUCUCAGUGCGAUGGAAGGCAUUAAUUGGAUGCGGAUGUGUGCCCUGCUAUCACUUCUCGGGAUUCAAAAUGGAAAUAUUAAUGUUAUGCAUCAGUAUCUUGGUCUUUAUCAUACUUUGGCAGCUAUAGAUGGCUUGCACGACGAGAAAAACUGGCCAAAAGAUAUUAGCAUUAUUGAGAUUGAGGAGAGAAGAAGACUGUUUUGGUCAAUGUACACAUUAGAGGUCUAUUCUUCCCUUGUCUGGGUUGGAAUUACCCGCUGCCGACAAUCGCAAUGUCGGGUGUUUUAUCCUAGUGAAGUGGAUGACGAACGCUUUUCUGACGAGGAUUUUUCAAACUUAUUACCACAAAGAUCUCCGCAUCAAGGAGUUGAAGUAAGGCCAGGGCCGGCCAUUGACACCUCCUCUUGGCUUCAUGGUUGGAACUUCACGACAGAUCUUUACGUAGUCCUUGAACAUGCCAUGGACGGCUUUCAUCGCCGCCGACCACGAACAAUAGCACAUUUCUCGCCCAAUAAUAUGUUCAAUAGGGUCGCGCCAUCGCAAUCUACGGUUUUGGAUAAAGUCAUGUGGAUGCACCAGCAAUUACCAGACAGAUUCAAGGAAAUACAGUCUGUGACAUCUGACACAGGAGAAGAUAGGCUGAGCUUCCAGGCGGCGAAUAUCGCUGCAACACUGCAACUCGUUAGAAUGGUGUUGUUUACAGCAGAAGAAGCAACUGUAGACCAAAAGUGUGCCAUUGCCCGCGAACUGCUUGAUGGAUUCGCCCAAGUGCCAGUGUUCUUCCUAAGAGCAAUUUCGUCACCAUUACUUUAUCAUUUAGCAGGUAUCGGCUCCAUCUUGGGUUCCGUCAUGGAAGGCCCACUUUCAAAAUCUUCCUAUUUGCAGGCUAGGACCGUAUUACUUUCGAUGGCCGACCUCCUGGCCAGCCUCGAGAUAGGCAUGACGCGAACCUCUGGCGCAACGCAGCGUCUCCGGUCACAAGUAACCCGGAUCGACGAGUAUAUGGCAGCACAGCAGCAACAAAAUUUCGCACAAUCCCCAUCAGCACUCCCGUCAUGUGUUCCGAGCAUGCCGCAUUCAAAUCUACGUGAACAUGUCGAUAUGUUUCAAGAGGAGCAACAACAAUCUCGCAGAGGAGUUCAGCAAGUAGGAUACGAAUUUCCUUCAAAUUCCCAAGGCACAGGACAUUUGGGGAAUAGGCAGGACUACGUGCAGAUUCAAAUGCCGACGGAGACAUAUAAUUUCAAGGGCAUGCCUAGUGGAAUCGAUGGUCUAGAUGAGACUGGUCAGCAGUUACAGUUUCAACUGCCGCCAGGGUUAUUGGAUGAUUGGCCGUGGCUUUUUGAUAUGGCGUAAGGAUGUAAGUAUGUAAGAGUAGUGUAGGUCACCUGCGAUCUAUCAUAUAGAGUUUGUUUAUUUACGCAUGGAGCAGGUAUGAAAGGGGGCUUAGGUAUUGACCGUGAUGGUAUAAUCUAUCAUAUAUUGUUCUAUUAGUUUUGAUAGCCUUGCCAUAACCGCCUUGCACAGCAGACACGCGCGUUACCGGGAUUUUUCUUCUGCUCUCAGUCUGUUAUUGUUAUUCCUUAUCACGGAUGAACCCGCUGACCCUGAUAAUCCUCAACACUAUGAUUCUCUAG